This is a messenger RNA of Fraxinus pennsylvanica, 636 nucleotides long. Lineage: Eukaryota; Viridiplantae; Streptophyta; Magnoliopsida; Lamiales; Oleaceae. The record is from the annotation of a GenBank genome assembly.
AUGCAUGUGGUUCCGCCUCCUACGCAGCGCACCGAUCCGUUAUCCGGAUCCACAAAUGGGUCUGAUGAUCACCGAAUUUACCAGACUUGGAAAGGAAGCAAUAAAUUUUUUCUUCAGGGAAGGUUUAUAUUUGGGCCGGAUGUGAGGUCGCUAGCACUCAGUAUUUUCCUAAUUGUAGCUCCUGUCGCUGUCUUUUGUGUAUUUGUUGCUAGAAAGCUGGUCGAUGAUUUUUCGCAUCACUGGGGAUUAUCAAUAAUGGUUAUUGCAAUUGUUUUCACGUUUUAUGAUUUAAUUCUGCUCCUGCUAACUUCUGGAAGAGAUCCGGGUAUAAUUCCUCGUAAUUCACACCCCCCAGAACCAGAAGGCUAUGAAGGGAAUGCAGAAGGUGCACAAACCCCCCAGUUACGCUUGCCUCGCAUUAAGGAAGUUGACGUUAAUGGGAUUACUGUGAAGAUUAAGUAUUGCGACACCUGCAUGCUUUACAGACCUCCCCGCUGCUCCCACUGUUCCAUAUGCAAUAACUGUGUUGAGCGAUUUGAUCAUCACUGCCCUUGGGUUGGUCAAUGCAUUGGACUGUAUCAAGGUACUACUGAGGAGGUCUUAGAUGUAUUUGGUCGCUGGAUGUCUUAUUUUUAA